This is a messenger RNA of Oncorhynchus tshawytscha (Chinook salmon), 11385 nucleotides long. Its product is annotated as BAH and coiled-coil domain-containing protein 1. Gene Ontology annotation, molecular function: chromatin binding. The record is from RefSeq and is a predicted model, not a curated record. NCBI's taxonomy places the organism in Eukaryota, Metazoa, Chordata, Actinopteri, Salmoniformes, Salmonidae. The transcript is spliced from 24 exons. Bases 565 to 8889 code for a protein of 2774 amino acids.
UCAAACGCCCGCCGUUUUGUUUUAGGAAUCCAGCAGCAUUCCUAUUGGUUCAGGGCAUCUUCCAACCAGAGUUUCUGUUUAUCGCGGGGCGCGCCUCACGGACACGCUUCUCAUUGUAUUUAUCAAACCAAUGGGAGAGUGCGUUCCCCUACUGUCCCUCCUUCGCUCGUAGUUGAGUGGCACUAGCGGAUACAGUGGGAGAGUUUCUGUGUGGAUGUACGAGCUUAGAUUCACUAGAAGCCUGUACUUCUACGAUGCAUCUCUAUACCUCAACUGCACACUACAAUCUGCAGACUAGGAUGUAACUAUUUCCACAUGUUUUCCUUUUUGUACGCCGCAUUUUUUCCUUUGUAUAUUUUUGUACAUUUUUUAAAAAUAAUUAAUUGUUAUGCAAGGAAUAACUUACCAAACAUGACCGGGACAUACUUUUUGGUGGGCAAGGCAAAUACUCGAAUGAGUUCAAGACGACCUAUCCGAAGUUCAUAAAAGGGAUUAUUGAAUCUAGACAGCGUUCGAUGCUUCUGGCUUUUCCUCUGGAUUUGGGAUUUAUUGCUUCUCGACAGAAUGGAAAGCCGGGAUUUCGCUCCUCCACACCACCUCUUGACAGAGCGGGGCGCGCUGGUUCACCACGCCUCCUCUCGGAUAGCUUCUGGCGGCCGAGGCACGGUGCAGCACCCCGCUCACUUCCAGCCUGGAAAGUACUAUUCCUCUCACAUCGCCAUGGCCCCACAUUCAGGUGGUUCGUUCAUGGGCUCGUUUCUGGCCAGCAGUUUGGGCUCUCCCCCGUCUCACCCUGCCUCCCCUUCCUCCCCCUCCUACAGGGGAGGACCUCACUCCAGCGCCUCCCCCAUCUGGUUCCCUCACUCACAUGAAGGGUAUCCCCGGUAUUCAGGAGGUCUGACUUCCCCCUUUCUUCCCAUGAGCUCCUUGGAUCACCAUAGCAACAGCAGCAUUCUCUACGGACAGCACCGCUUCUACGACACUCAGAAAGAUCAUUUCUACUUGCGAAGCCUGCCGUCCCAGUCCCCUCUUCUCUCAACCAAUCACAGCCUUCCGCCACUGUCUAGGACUGCCCCCGGACAUCCUCUGGGGUCCUGCAGCAGAGAAACAGACUCUGGGGGAGGAGGAGGUGGAGGGGGUCUCCAAAAGAGCUCCAAGGAACUGGGGAUGGUGGAAAAGAGUGUGUCGAAAGAGAGAUCCAUCAGCAAAGAGAGACACCAGGAGAGCAAAGAGAGACAUCAUCAUCAACACCAUCAACAUCAGCGUCAUCCGUUCUCUCAACCCCACUCCCUCCCCACUCACAUGGGUGAGGAGGACCACAGACACAAAACCCCCAACCUGCCCACAGAAUACAAGGACGACCCCGCAAACCAGGGCUCCAAACACAACUGUGCUCAACUUAGCAAACUAUCCAACGGAGAUUCUGUGUCCAAGGACGGGUCCCUGAACAGCUGUGGGAGUGGAGGGGGUAGCAGACCCCAGGGGAGUGGUAGUGGGGGGACGAGGCGAUGCUCCAAGGAAGGGGGGGUGAGCGGGGAGAUGAGGAUAAGCGAAACUCUCCCCUCCUCCUCGUCAGACUGUCUGCGUCGCGCAGCCAUGAUGGGACCCCACAACCCCCAUGCCAUGGCUUCCUACUCCAUGCCCCCGCCCCCUCCUCCACCCCUACACAUGGGCCCUGCUGUGGGAGGGGGCUGGCUGCACCACCCUCAUCACCCCCAUCACCCUCACCCUGAGUUCUACUGCCCCCCUGCCCCCGCCCCACUCACCCUCACCCAUCCUAAAGACGGAGUAUCUGGGAGGGAGGUAAAAGUCUCUGGCCCAACGUACAUCCCCUCAGUCGGGCCUUUAGGGGACAUGGGGUCCCCUGACUGCCAUGGUGCUGGAGGAGGAGGAGGAGGAGGAGGAGGUGAUAAGGGUGGAAAAGGGGCAGAGAACAGCGGAGGAGGAGGAGGAUCUAGUGAAAGUCUUCCUUCUCUACAUCCUCAUCCUGAUCGUCCUCAGUCUAGUAGCUGCCAGAGGAAGCCGCCGUCCCAGACGCAGCAGCCACAGCCACAGCAGCAGCUGGGCUACUGCAAGGCAGACAAGCCCCCGGACUGGAACCAGAACCACAACUACAACCAACACCACAGCCAGAACACCCAGCCCAACUCCCAGCCUCAGCCACAUAACCCUAACCGCCAGUCUGGGCCUCGCUCUUGCAGCCUAGAGGCUUCUUCCUCCAGGGGAGACCUGGAGGUCCUAGAGGUCUACCGGGCCUCCCUGCCUCUGGAAGCCCAGAGUGCUCACCCCAGGCCUGGGCACCAAGCCACCAAGACUGGGCCCUACGCCAGCACCCCGCCCUUCCGGGACUGUUCACACUCAGGUCCUCCUGAUGGAAGGGGGGGGUUGGGGGGGAGUGGAGGUGCCCAGAGAGAGGGACAGAAGGUUGCUAGGAUACUGCACCAGCGGCACAGUAGUCAUGGAAGCGGGUCGGGUUCUGAUGGAUCAGGGACUGAGAGGGGGAGAGAGGGGGGGAAGCAGAAUCAGAAGAGUGAGGGUGUUGUCAUGGGGUACAGGGGUCAAACUCCCCCCACGCUGCACCCCUGGGGGAUACCGAGUAGUCCCCAAGAAGAUGAGAGGAGGAUCUCCCCAUACACAGAGUCCUACCCAGAUAACAAGACUCAAAACCACCACGAUCAACAGCACUGUAAGACAGCACCUCACCCCUCCUCCCACUCCUCCCCCCACCCAGAAGGAGAGAGCAGCGCCAUGAAGAACCUGAUGAACUACAGUUCCCAGCAGCCUUUGCUGCUCUCCCAGAGGAGUCUCUUCGGGGGGCUGGGCUGCCUGAAGCCGGGGGGCGAGAAGGGGGGUAGAUCCAGCACCCCUCAGGAGCCCCCCAAACAGCCCCUACCACCCAGGAGAGGGUCCACCAGCGAGGGGGAGAGGAUGGACGGAGGGGGGAGAGGUAGAAGGGAGGCGGGGGAGACACACGGGGAGGGGGAGGUACGACAGCCCCCUGUGGGUAUAGCUGUGGCGGUCGCCCGGCAGAGAGAGCCCCCCCAACACCCAUCAGACACCUCCCCAGGACACAGCCGACAGGGCAGGGUGCUGCCCAGUGUCAAAGGUGUGUCUCGGUCUGUGUACCCGCUGGGCCGGGAGGCAGAAGAGAGGAAGAGGAUGACUGAGGAGCAGCUCAGCCUUCAUCACCUCGACCGAGACAGAGAACUCCUCAUCAGGGAAAGCCAGGAGAGAGUGGAGUUUGCCAGGAUCCACCCAUCCAGCAGUUGCCAUGGUGACCUGACCUCUCACCUUCUGGUGCCUGGCGGGGCCAGCCAAUUAGGUGGAGACCCUUCUGCUCACUCCCACCACCAUUGGAUGCAGCGGACUGGAAGUCCCUCCCUCUGGAUGGGCCAUUCAUAUGGUCUGAGCCAUGCAGCGCUGCACCAGAGUAUGGGCCCAGGGUUCGGCCCUGGCCUGCCUCUGUCCCAGGACCCCUCUGGCUCCCUGGUGGUCCUGCCCUCUGAGCCUGCACACCACCACCUGGAUGUGAUGGAGCAGUCAGCUCUGUGGCCCUCGGUCUAUGGAGCCCGAGGCCUGUCACCCCACAUGCAGCAUCACUCUGUUUACUCCCGUUCUCCGUUCCUACGACAACAGGAGCUCUAUGCCCUGCAGCACCACCACCAUCAACAACAACACAGGGCCAUGGAGCACAUGCACCGACAACACACACUCUCACAGAGGAAGGCAGAGGAAACCACUAUCACCAUUGAUGACCGUCCUCUCCAUGAGACCUCGAGAACCUCUCGUGCUGCUAAGCUCUUCUCCCACACCCCUCCCUCCAAGACUACCCCUCCCUCACAGGGGGUGUGUCCUAGCAGUCACCAAUCACCCUGCUGCCACUCCCCUUCCAGGAGACCACACCCCCAGAACCUUCUAAACCCCGCCCCCAGCCCUGCGGCUGCAGCCCCGAGAUCCCCAGCUCUAAGCCCCGCGCCCUCACACCUGUCAAAAGUAGUGGAGAGAGGGGAAAGAGGAGAGGGGCAGCCGCCUCAGGAUUACCCACAAUCCUUAGAGCCAGAUCUUCCACCAGGUUACACCUAUCCAGAAAUCGGCAUGCGUUACAAGGCUGAUCCUUCCCUAGAGGAGGCUCGAUUUGCUGAACAUGCUGAUCUAGAGGUGGAGCCAACUGAACCCUGCCCUAAGCUCUGCCCACACACCACAAGGAUUGUGGAGAAUGAGGAUGCGGGAAAAGAGAAGGAGAACGGCUGCACAGUUGUAGAAUCUAGUGGAGUUGUAGAAAGGGAACAAGAAGGAGCAGAGGUGGAUGGGCAAUCAGUAUCUGAGCCCCCACUAUUUGGAGUGAAGACCCCUGAAAUGGUGCCUUGUCCUGCCCAAGUUUCAAACUCAUCCCCAUCCCCAGCCACAGUUCCAGCUCCAGCCCCAAUCUCUGCAUCUGAGGAUGCCCAGAAAGGAGAGGUCUUUGUGGGCUGCCUGGCUCAGCCAGCUGGCUUAAAAUACUCACAACCAGCAGAGGAGAAGAAAGAGGAGGAGAAGGAGGAAAGUUCAGUAGAGUUGAAAAAUAACCACAUACCAGAUUGUAAUGAGGAGGAGAAGGAUGUAGAGGAGAAGAAGGAGAGAGAGAAGAGCAAGGAGGAGGAGCUAGAGAAGGAGGAGAGAGAGAAGAGUAAGGAGGAGGAGGUAGUGGAGAAUGAGGAGAGAGCCCCAAACCCAGCCCCACCCCCACCCCCACCCCGAGCCCAAGCCCCAACCCCAACUCCAACUCCAACACCGUCCUCUACCCUCAGUGAUGAUCCCUGCAUCUGGAGUCUGGAGCUUCUCAUCGCUGCGGCGCUGUGUGCCACCCAGGAUGAACGCUACCCCGCUAUGCUCCCCUCCACUACACCGCUGCCUGCCCCACACCCACUCCCACACCGAGGCAUGGAGAUACUGGGAGAGUUGGCUGAGCUGGGGAUACUGCAGAGGAACAGGGAGAAGGAGAGAGCGACAGGAGGAGAGGACGUUUUGACCUUUGACCUUAGUAGCCUGGCGACCCUGGCUGCGGCUCGCAGUCUGGAGCUUGGGGAAGGAGCUCCAGGGAGUGGGGAGGGGAAGCACUGUCCCGUCAGGAUGACCUUCAACCUGCGACGGAAAUGCAGCUGGAUGCCUCGCCACGAGCCGGUGUGUCCGGUGAAGGGUGUCAUGGAGACAGUGGAUGGGGCGGAGCUAGCGAUACGAGUCCAGCUAGCGGAGAUCCAGAGACGUUACAAAGAGAAACAGAGAGAACUGACAAAGCUGCAGAGAAAACAUGACCGCCAGAAAGCAGAGACCUCUCAUAGCCCUGCUCGCAGACGACCCGGUCGCCCCCGGAAACGCAAGUCUACCUCCAGUCCCAGCGCCUCAGACGGCCCCAAGAGACUCAGGGCAGAGGAUUAUGAAGCAGAUGGGAGCGGAGAGAAGCGAAUGAAGACGAUGACUAAUCAUGGCUUCCUCACGAGGAGGAGAGGUCGUCCCAGCCUGAGCUCCCGACUAGCACGGAGGGUGACCCAGCUGAAGCAGAAGGUUGUGGCCCAGAGAGGUGCACCAUCAGGGGGCAUGCACCGCCGCAGACGGGACCCCAGACCCGGAGCCCACGAAAACUGCAGAGAGAGUGGCACAGCAGCCGAUACAUCCAGUAACCAGCAGGACUGGGUGCCCAAUCAGGGGGUGAGGAGAAGGAGAGGUCGACCAAGGGUCAAACUGGGCGGACCUUCGACCAGAGUCCUCCGCAGAGGAGGUGUGGCCUCUGUGAAGCAGGAAGUGAACGAGGGGAAGAGCAACAGCGAGUGCUCAGGCCAGGAGGAGGAAGAAGAGAGGCGCUAUGACAGCGACGAAGGACUCAAUGACGUAAAUACAACGAUACCAUCCUCUAAAGACACGCCAACAAACUCUGCUGCGACUGGCCCAACCGCUAAGCUCCAAGCCAAUCAGAAAGCCAGGAGCAAGGAGGAGAGGCAAUGUGAUGAUGUGAGUAUGCCCAGUGUGGCACUGAGGAGGAGAGGAGCCCCCUGCAGGCCAGGCCCUGCUACUGUAGAUGGGAGAUGCCCAGAGCUCCAGGAGCCACAAGGGGCUAGGAGAGAACCUGUACCCAGCUGGAGAGUCUCGUUAGUGGGCAACAGCCUCCAGGACAGCAGGGGGGUCCAGGGACCAGUGGCGGAGGCAAAGAGGAAGAUCUCGGGACAACAAGGCUUUCUGGGAAAGAGGAGGGGCUGCUGGCUAGAGACUGAGACCCAGAGAGAGGACACCACCAGGGGCAGGAAGAGCAGGAAGAAGCAGGCUAAGGGGCGUGCAGUGAGCCGGCUUCUGGAGAGCUUUGCGGCUGAUGAAGGAUUCCGAUUGGACGAGGAGAGCAGCUUCUCUGAGGGGGAGGAGGAAGACAUGGAGCAUACACCUCACACACACAGAGAACCAGCACUGCUUAACUGUGUGUUGAGCAGGGAGAUGCUGGUGGAUGGUCUGAAGGUGUUGAUAUCUAAGGAGGAUGAGCUGCUGUAUGCUGCCCGACUACACACUCUGGACCUGCCUGACAUAUUCCGUGUAGUGAUCGAGGGGGAGAGAGGGAACAGGCCUAGGAUCUACUCUCUAGAACAGAUAUUACAAGAAGCGGUGUUGGACGUGCGGCCACAGACAGAGGCCACCCUGAAUGCUGGGACACGUGUGUGUGCCUACUGGAGCGAACGCUCCCGUUGUCUCUACCCUGGAAACGUCCGCAGAGGGGUUCCGGGCGAGGAGGAGAAGGGAAGUGUGAUGGUGGAGUUUGAUGAUGGAGACAGAGGAAGGAUCUCCCUGCCCAACAUACGCCUGCUGCCCAAUGGGUACCAGAUACACUGUGCGGAGCCAUCUCCAGCCCUGCUCUCAACUGGACGUUGUGGUCGCAGAAGCUCCACCCAGGACAGUAGAGACAAGCCCACAGAGGGACCAAACAAUGAAGAGGCAGAAGGAAGGAGCCAGGAGAGGAGACCAGUUGGACGACCAAAGAAGGUCAAGCCAGAGGCCAAUAGUUCAGCCACAACAUCGUCAGAGAGAGUAACCGGGGGCAACACUUCCUCGAUAAGCUGGCCGGCGAAGAGACUUCCAGCGGACUUCUUCCUGUUUAACGGGACAUCCCGUAAAACCCACCGAGUGUGUCGCCAGCGAGACCUGGGGGUGUUCCACCGCCCAGCCACACACCCCCUCACCACUCCCACACCCCUCAAGUGCAUCUUUAGUUCCCCCUUUGAGGUUGACUCUUUCAGUAGCAUCGCCAACGGUUACGCUGGAGCCUUCAGAAGUGGAACCCACCGGCCUGUUACCACGGUAACGCCCCUGGUGCUAAGUGACUCUGUCGCCGUGACAACGGCACCCUCCAACAGGAAGUCGAGUGACAGGUACAGAAAACAGUUCCUGGUGAAGCUGGACCACGAGGGCGUGACCUCGCCCAAAACAAAGAAUGGGAAAGCUCUGCUGCGUUUGGGGGGCAGCAGGGGGCACAAGGGUCCAUCUGCAGGGGCAGAGAGGGCACCUCUCAGGUACAUCCACCCUGCCCUGGUGGUGAAGGAGGGGGCACCUCUCAGGUAUAUCCACCCUGCCCUGGUGGUGAAAGACAGAAAUAAAGGAGAAAGAAGAGGAGAGAGUGGAAUGUCCAAGUCUGAGCCGCUCCUGAAAGGGGCGCCAGCCCUCAGAAAGGGGCUCCCCUCGUCUGGUUUAGUGGGUCUGGGGGGAGAGUUUGGUACUCUGGACUGCCCCAGUGACUGCCCUAGCUCUUACUCUGAGCUGGAUGAAGAUGAUGAUGAUGAUGAUGGAGAUGAAGACGUAGCUCGGAGGAGAGCAGCAGCGGCGGGCGCAGGACGUUUCCUCUCACGUCUCUCUGUUUGCUCCUCGUCCUCUUCCUCUUCCUCCUCUUCUGGCUCCCUCUCUUCUUCCUCCCUCUGUUCUUCCGACUCCUCCUACUCCUCUGACGAAGAAGAAUCUUCAUCCCUCCUUCUCCGCCGAGCACUGCUCCAGCAGCAGAAACACAAACACAAACAGAGCUUGACGUCUAACACCUUAACCUCUGACACCAAGCCCAACCCAAGCCCCUCCUCGGCAACACCACACUCCUACGUUGCAAAGGCAGCCAUGUCCGUCACCGGGGAGUCAAAGGUGAGAGGAAGUGAUAGAGGAGAGGACAGGAAGGAGUACACAUCAAAGGGGAGGACCAAUAGUAGCAGCAGUGCAUCCAAAAGCCAAACCAAGAGGAAAGGUGGACCUGUCUCCAACACACACACUCUGUCUCUCAACACACACACUCCGACCCCCAACACACACAACCCGGCCUCCCAGCCCAAACCUCCCAAGGACCACCCAGCAGAAAAGAGGCAGAGGAUGUUGUCACCGAUCCCACAUCCUAAUAUGUCCGCCCUCCCGGGUCGCCAGCUGUGGAAAUGGUCUGGAAAUCCCACACAGAGGCGUGGCCUGAAGGGUAAGGCCCGUAAGUUGUUCUACAAGGCGAUUGUGCGUGGUGGUGAGACGGUGCAUGUGGGGGACUGUGCUGUGUUCCUGUCCCCCGGUCGGCCCCAGCUGCCCUACGUGGGGCGGGUGGAGAGCCUCUGGGAGUCCUGGUCCUCCAGCAUGGUGGUCAGGGUCAAGUGGUUCUACCAUCCCGAGGAGACGAGCCUGGGGAAGAGGCAACAUGACGGAAAGCAUGCUUUGUACCAGUCGAGCCAUGAGGAUGAGAACGAUGUCCAGACCAUCUCCCACCGCUGCCAGGUGCUCAGUCGCACCGAUUACGAGCACCUGAUUCGCCGACGAAAGCCAGGGGGUGGGGCCCAGGAUCUGUUUUACCUGGCAGGGACCUACGAGCCAACCACAGGCCAGCUGGUUAGCGCCGAGGGCGUGGCCAUCGUCCCCUAGCAACAACUAUGGAGUGUAAACAAAACAAAGCCUUAAAGAUGGCAGCCUCAUCUCUCCAGGAUGAAUCCAGCUACUGGUGCUGGUGUCAGUGAAGCAUGGUUCUGUCCAAAUCUAGAAGACUUUGGAAACGAGGACCUUCCUUGGUUCUAGUUCCUGCUGGUUCUGGAUCUUGGUUCUGGGUCCUAUCUAGGUGUGGACGAUCCCAACCCAAAAAUGGAUAACAGCACUUUGGACCUCAGCACUGAAGUCAUCUGAUCUAAUGUGAUCUGAAGAGGGACUACAGUACUCUACUGAUCUUCUGAAACUGACAGACAGUGUCCUCACUACAUGUUGUUUUACUGUCUGUCAUAGAGUCAAAAACUGUCAUAGACUGACUCUCUGGCAGUUUGUCAGACUGUCAUAGACUGACUCUCAGGCAGUUUGUCAGAGACUCCUGUGACUCUUACUAGGUUGUUGCUGUAAGUGAGAAUGUGAUGUGUUCACUUCUCAGUCUAGAGACCUGGUUAAAUAAGGGUUAUAUAGAAGACAUAAAAUAGAGACUGGGAAAGGGAGUGAGAGAGAGACUACACUGGUGGCUACACUGCUCUGAUGAUAAAUGAAUGACGGCAGGAUUGAGAAAUCCCAAAAGGACCAAAAACACUGUAGUUCUGAAGUGUGUGUGUGAGAGAGAGUAUGUGCUGAGUGGUUGUAAUGGAUGCAUUUGGUCCUUGAACAGCUGAGAGUAAAUAGUGCUUUAGUGCAUUUGCGGUGUGUUUGCGUGUGUGUUUGCGUGUGUGUGUUUGCGUGUGUGUGCGUGCGUUGGUCUCUCGUCUAGACCUCACCAUGGAAACCCUAGAUGUCUUUAACACUCAAAAAGUAAACCUACUAAACCUAAAUCUAUGAAUAUUCAUGUAUCAAUGGAUUUACUAACCUCUUCUUCUCUAGACAGAAAACAAGACAAAAAGGAAUGAUUAUUUCUACAGUCAAGCCAUACACUUCAAUACCUCUCAUAUCCUUCUAUUCAGGUACAGCUGAAUGAUUUGUCUAUUUCUGUGUGUUGUACAGCAUUAUGUAUAAAGACUUUAAUAUUCAACUGGACAUAGUAUACAUAUAUAAUAUACAUGAAGAGAGAACUAUAUUCCUCUUUGUUGCUCUUUACGUUGUUAUUUUUUCAAUGACUGUUGAAUAGUUAUUUUGGCUUAGGGGGAGGAGCUUUAAGACUUCUUCUCUUUCUGCACUGAGUACAUUGUGGAGAUGGGAUGGGGUCCAUGAGGGGUAAAGCUGUAAAUAUGCGACGGGAUGGGUUCAAGUCCCAUUUUGGGGGUUAGUGUGGAUUUAGUGACCGGGGAUGUUUUUAUAAGAAAAGUGGAAAAUGAUUUUUUUGUUCACAUCAUCAUUGGUCUGGUUUUGUAUAUUGUUCUUCUAGGUUUUAUUGUCUAUAAUAAUGUUGCUUAUUCUCCUGUGGGGGUUUCAAAUGUAGAUUUCUUUGUUUUUAGAAAUACUGGAAAGAGUUUUUUCUAUUCGCUGAUCCUUAAAGGUCCAGACUAGAGAGUUCUAGAUGUUCUAUAUCUAUAUAUUCCUAGAGGAAAUCUAUGAAAAUUUAUCUGGCCUAAAAAAAUACUAAACCAAAGCGCAUCUAUGUUUCGUUUCAUCACAUUAGAAUGCAAUAUGAAGAAAUAUAAAAAUAUGAAAAUAUUCAAUAAAAUCUGAAUUCGGAGAUCCCUGCGAUCAUAUUCAAGUAGCACACCUGGGUUUCCCUCCUACCUGUUGGCAUAGGACAUGGCUUAACGUUCACCAUCAUGUUGCCAUGGGAACACAGCAACUUUAUCUUCCUGCACGUAGCUUGGCUGUUGCACUUGAAGGCUCCAUGACAACCAUAUGGCAUCUCAUGACUGUGAAGGACAAUCAAAGCCAAUCAAAAGAGGGGAAUGUCUAAAAAAAAUAAAUGAUUAAGGAUCCAAUCAAAAUUGUGCUUAAUCUUUUCACUUUUCUUCCUGCUUUGCCAAAAAUGUGUCUUUCUGUUUUUAUUUUUAUUUCACCUUCCACCCUUUCCUGCAGUUAUACAUGCCUGGGAUGACUGUGUUUUCAGUGUUGGGGUUUUCACAAGGAGAACAUGAAUGCCUUUUCAUAUGAGACGUACAUGAGCUGACUUUUUUAAACAACAUUGUUGCUGUAACACUAUGACGCAAAAGCUUAAAAUAAAUCUAACGUGAACAUCCAUGUUAUAUUACUUUUUGUAGGUCUUUAAACAAUAUUUUAAAAGCUGUAUUUUCUUAAAGAAACACUGGAUUCAGUUCUAAACAUCACAUUGGGUGAAGUGACAUCAUCUUUUUUGAGACCAACUGGAAACGACUUACUUUGUAGGUUUGGUAUAUAGUUUGUGACAAUUGUCUCAGUCAUUGUUGGAAAUAUGACUAAAAUAUUUCCCCUGUGUAAAAAACAAAGUUAUUUAUCUUAAUUUUAUUGCCUUUCUGUUGCAUUUAAUUAAUAAAAAAAUGCUCAAAAUGCUCAAAUCUA